AUGUCGGACGACGCAGCCAUCAAACAGCUUGAAAAUGCUCUGGCGCUCCAGAAAAAAGCAUUUUUGAAAAAUCAGCGUCCUUCCCUCGAAGAACGAAAAGCCAACAUCGGCAAGAUCCCUGGGAUGGUCAUUUCAAACAGAGAAGCCAUCCUGGCGGCCAUGAACAAGGAUUUUGGCAGUCACCCAAAGGUAGCUGUCGAUUUGGUGGAGAUCUUGGGUGUGGCAGGGAGAGCCGCUUAUGUACUGUCCCAAAUCGACAAGUGGACGGCUGCUGAUUUCAGAGAAUUCGAUCCACAUAUGUUUGGGGAUGCCGCUGCAGAAGUGCGGUAUCAACCCAAAGGUGUCAUUGGGAACAUUGUCCCGUGGAACUUCCCCCUAGACCUAUCGCUGGGCCCACUAUGUGAGAUGCUCGCUGCCGGAAAUCGUGUGAUCAUAAAGCCAUCAGAGUUUACGCCGGCAACUGGCGCUCUCCUGGCUAAGAUGAUCAAGGAGAAUUAUCCCGAGGACCUUGUCACCGUGGUGAACGGCGGCUUGGAGCUCUCGAAACGUUUCUCGCAGCUCAAAUUCAACCACAUUCUGUAUACAGGCAACCCAGCAGUGGGCAAGCUUGUAAUGGCCGAAGCCGCAAAGAAUCUUGUGCCUGUGACGCUUGAACUUGGUGGAAAGUGCCCGGCCAUCAUGCAGAAGGGUUCCGUCAACGACGAGAACGUUGAGUCGAUAAUAGGCACCAAACUUUUGAAAAAUGGCCAGAUGUGCAUAUCUGUCGACCAUGUCGUGGUCCCACGAGACGAGGUGGCUGCGUUCACCGAUGCUGCAGAGAAGCUGUUCAAGUCGAAACUGGCCGAUUAUACCUCAUCUGCAGACAACACUGGAAUCAUCUCCCAACGUCACCUUGAUAGAAUCAACAGGUUGGUCAGCGAGGCUGAGAAGGCUGGUGUGAAAUCGAUCAAGCUCGGUGGCGAGGUACAGACAGAGAACACGAAGCGACAGCUUCCGCUGACACUCCUCGUCGACCCUCCGCGAGAUCUCGAGGUGAUGCAAGACGAGAUCUUCGGUCCCAUCCUCCCCAUCAUCCCAUACGAUGACAUCGACGCUGCCGUUGAAGAGAUCAAUGCAGGCGAACGACCUCUCGGUCUGUAUGUGUUCGGCGACGACAUCGAUGCCGCCAAUAAAAUCAUCGACAACACCAACUCCGGCGGUGCGGCGAUCAACUGUGCGGCUUUACAAGGAGCUCUUCCAUCGUUACCCUUUGGCGGUUCAGGAAACAGCGGCAUGGGCAGACAUCAUGGAGUGGAAGGGUUCCGAAGUUUUUCAAACCCGCGGGGAGUGUUUACUCGUUCGAAAACAAAUGCGGAUAUGAUAAAGGCUUUUAUGCCGCCUUAUGCCGCGUUGGGCGAGCCUCUGGCUGAGGCUGCGUAUAAGCAGGCAACGGGUGUUGCUUGA
Exophiala bonariae is the source of this 1443-nucleotide messenger RNA. RefSeq lists its product as uncharacterized. Bases 1 to 1443 code for a protein of 480 amino acids. Gene Ontology annotation, cellular component: cytoplasm. The record is from RefSeq and is a predicted model, not a curated record. Gene Ontology annotation, molecular function: aldehyde dehydrogenase (NAD+) activity. Lineage: Eukaryota; Fungi; Ascomycota; Eurotiomycetes; Chaetothyriales; Herpotrichiellaceae. Gene Ontology annotation, biological process: aldehyde metabolic process. The transcript has 2 exons.